Messenger RNA from Uloborus diversus, 9873 nucleotides. RefSeq names its product inositol 1,4,5-trisphosphate receptor-like (gene Itpr). Gene Ontology annotation, cellular component: membrane; endoplasmic reticulum. The record is from RefSeq and is a predicted model, not a curated record. Gene Ontology annotation, molecular function: inositol 1,4,5 trisphosphate binding; inositol 1,4,5-trisphosphate-gated calcium channel activity. Bases 1 to 8394 code for a protein of 2797 amino acids. The transcript is spliced from 59 exons. Lineage: Eukaryota; Metazoa; Arthropoda; Arachnida; Araneae; Uloboridae. Gene Ontology annotation, biological process: calcium ion transmembrane transport.
AUGGCUGAUAUGGGAUCUGCAAGCUUUUUACACAUUGGAGACAUAGUCUCCCUAUAUGCAGAAGGAAAUGUUUCUGGAUUUUUGAGUACUUUAGGCUUAGUAGACGACAGAUGUGUUGUUCAACCAGAUGCUGGAGAUCUUGCAUCUCCACCCAAAAAAUUUCGAGAUUGUCUUUUUCGGAUGUGUCCCAUGAGUCGCUAUUCAGCUCAGAAGCAGUUUUGGAAAGCGGCCAAGCAGAGUACCACAAGUGCCACAGAUGCUGUGCUAUUAAAAAAAUUACAUCAUGCAGCUGAACUUGAAAAGAAACAAAAUGAAUCUGAAAAUAAAAAAUUAGUAGGAACAGUUAUUCAGUAUGGAGGUGUUAUGCAAUUAUUACACUUGAAGAGCAAUAAGUAUUUGACUGUAAAUAAAAGACUGCCGGCUCUUUUGGAGAAAAAUGCCAUGAGAGUUUGCCUCGAUUCUGCUGGAAAUGAAGGAUCUUGGUUUUAUAUUGUGCCUUUUUAUAAGUUACGAUCUACUGGAGAUAAUGUUGUUGUUGGUGAUAAAGUAGUUUUGACACCAGUUAAUGCUGCACAACCCUUACAUGCUAGCAAUUAUGAGCUUCAAGACAAUCCUGGGUGCAAAGAAGUUAAUGCUGUCAACUCCAAUACAUGCUGGAAAAUUUCCUUAUUCAUGGAAUAUAAAGAAAAUAUUGAUGAUGUACUAAAAGGAGGUGAUGUUGUGAGGUUAUUUCAUGCAGAGCAAGAAAAGUUCCUUACUAUGGAUGAUUAUAAAAAGAAUCAAUAUGUAUUCCUAAGAUCUACUGGUCGGACUACGGCUACUGCUGCUACAAGCUCUAAAGCAUUGUGGGAAGUUGAAGUAGUUCAACAUGACCCAUGUAGAGGAGGAGCAGGCCAUUGGAAUAGUUUAUUUCGUUUCAAGCAUUUGGCUACUGGUCAUUAUUUAGCAGCAGAAGUUGAUAAUGAUGACACACCUGAUGCUAUGCGUAGUAAACUAAGAGGUUCCUCCAAUAAUAAUGUGUACUGUUUGGUUGCUGUUCCUCACUCUACGGAUAUUGCAUCAAUUUUUGAACUGGAUGCCACGACGUUGUCUCGAGGAGAUGAUCUUGUUCCACAGUCUUCUUAUGUACGAUUAAGGCAUUUGUGUACAAAUACAUGGGUUCAUAGUACAACUAUUCCAAUUGAUAAAGAAGAAGAAAGGCCAGUAAUGUCCAAGGUUGGAUGUGCUUGGAUCAAGGAAGAUAAGGAAGCGUUUGCAAUUGUACCUGUUUCUGCGACUGAAGUUAGAGAUCUAGAUUUUGCUAAUGAUGCAUGUAAAGUUCUUGAUGCCAUCUCUGGCAAUCUGGAAAAAGGACAAAUUAUACAAAAUGAAAGAAGGUUUGUUACUCAACUUCUUCAAGAAGUGAUAUAUUUUGUUGCUAUGAAAGAAAAUGAUCCCAAAAAACCUGAUCCUUUAGACUUGGUAGUUUCACAUCCCAAUAGAGAAAGACAGAAGCUACUGAGAGAGCAAAAUAUAUUAAAACAGUUGUUUAAAAUUCUUCAAGCUCCAUUUGUUGAUGUUGGAGAUGGCCCUAUACUUCGAAUGGAAGAACUUAAUGAUCCAAGACAUGCACCUUUCAAGCACAUAUGUCGACUUUGUUACCGUAUCUUGAGAUUAUCACAGCAGGAUUACAGGAAAAAUCAAGAAUAUAUUGCCAAGUGGUUUGGCUUCAUGCAAAAACAGAUUGGUUAUGAUGUAUUAGCUGAAGACACCAUUACUGCACUACUGCAUAGUAAUAGGAAAUUACUUGAGAAGCAUAUCACUGCUGCAGAAAUAGAAACUUUUGUUAGUUUAGUUCGGAAGAAUCGAGAAAGCAGGUUUCUGGAUUAUUUAUCUGACCUCUGCAUAUCAAAUAAAGUGGCUAUUCCAAUUACUCAAGAAUUGAUUUGUAAAGCUGUGUUGAGUCCUAAGAAUUCUGAUAUUCUAAUUGAGACAAGAAUGGUUAGAACUCAGAUGGAGGUUGAGGUUGAAGUGGAAAACACAAAUGGAGAGGUUGAGCCAAUUGUAACAAUUGAAGAAGAGGAGGAUGUGGUUUUGUUUUGGGACAAUGGGAGGAAAAGCAAAAGUGUUCGUGAACUGGCUUCCAGUGCUUCUGAUGGCACCAAAGAUGACCAAGCUAUUCUUUCAUACUACAGGCAUCAGUUGGAUCUUUUUUCUGGCAUGUGCUUAGAUAGACAAUACUUGGCCAUCAAUAAUUUAUCUCCUCAUUUGGAUAUUGAUCUUAUACAAAAAUGUAUGGCUGAUGAAAAUUUGCCAUUUGACUUAAGAGCUGCCUUUUGUCGUCUGAUGCUUCAUAUGCACGUUGAUCGUGAUCCCCAGGAGCAAAUAACGCCUGUGAAGUAUGCUCGUCUUUGGUCUGACAUUCCUAGGAAGUUAUCUAUUCAAGAUUAUGAUUCUAAUAAACAUCCAGAUCCUAACAAAGAAGCUGUUAGAGCAAAGUUUGCUCCCACUAUAGCUUUUGUUGAAGAUUAUUUGUGCAACGUUGUCGGACAUAUGUGGUCUUUUGCUGAUAGAGAGCAGAAUAAACUUACUUUUGAGGUUGUGAAGUUGGCUAGGGAACUGAUUUAUUUUGGAUUUUAUAGUUUUAGUGAUCUGUUAAGGCUAACGAAAACAUUGCUAAGCAUUUUAGAUUGUGUUCCAGAAUCAAGCUUCUUAAAUGGGAAAUUAACAGCUGCAGAAUUAGAUGCUCGAGGAGGAGUGUUAAAAUCCAUUGGAGACAUGGGCGCAGUUAUGACUAAUAUGGUUCUUGGGACUGCUGGAAUGACAAAGCAGGUUGCUGCUACAAUGCAAAAGAAGGCAUCUAUAACUGGAGCUGAAGAUACCUUAGUCAUGGAUACUAAAUUGAAAAUUAUCGAGAUUUUACAGUUCAUUUUAAAUGUACGCCUUGAUUAUCGGAUUACUGGGUUACUCUCCAUUUUCAAACGUGAGUUUGAUGAAAGUCAUGAUAAGACAGCUACUGAAGAAACUCUUACAAUUGGAGAGAAAGGCAUUGAUUUAGAGCGAAUUAGUCAUCAUGCUGAAGCAAUAUUUGGUGGGAAAGAUGACUGUACUGAAAUUGACCUGGAUGGUCAAGGUGGACGUACAUUCUUAAGAGUGCUGCUUCAUCUUACCAUGCAUGAUUAUCCACCUUUAGUAUCUGGUGCACUACUGCUACUCUUCAGACAUUUCAGUCAACGUCAAGAAGUCUUGCAAGCAUUUAAACAGGUCCAACUUUUAGUUUCUGCUAGUGAUGUAGAGAACUACAAACAGAUUAAGACAGAUUUAGAUGAGUUGAGAUUAUUGGUGGAAAAAUCUGAGCUGUGGGUUUUUAAAUCAAAACAUGAUGAAGUGGGGAAAAAGAAAAAGGCUACCGAAGAUGAUGGCGAUGGUGAUAACGAGCAAAAGAAAGAAUCUAAGUCCAAAAAGAAAACUAAUCUGGAUUUGGGUCAAGCUGCAAAUGAAGGUUCGGCCAUUGAUUUGGAUAUUGGCCCUCCUGUUGAUCCUAUUCAAAAUAAAAAUUACAAAACAAUUCAGCAGAUUUUGUUGCGGCUUACAAGAUUGUGUGUCCAAGAACUUGCAACUGGAAAAAAGCCUCGCAAGCACGAGCAACGUCUUUUGCGAAACAUGGGAGCCCAUGCAGUCAUUUUAGAACUAUUGCAAAUUCCUUAUGAUAAGAAAGAAGAUAUCAGAAUGAAUGAGCUAAUGAGAUUAGCUCACGAGUUCCUUCAGCAUUUUUGUUUAGAUAAUCAUGCUAAUCAAGCCCUGCUUCAUAAGCAUUUAGACCUUUUUCUGAAUCCUGGGUCUCAUUUACGGCUACUUGAAGCCCAGACCACAAGGAGUAUCUUCAUGGAUAAUGUGGCUCUGUGUAAUGAACUGAAUGAGAGGGUGGUCCAGCAUUUUGUGCAUUGUAUUGAAACUCAUGGUCGGCACGUGCAGUAUCUGAAGUUCCUGCAGACUAUUGUGAAGGCAGAAGGUCAAUAUAUUCGCAAAGGGCAAGAUCUUGUCAUGCAGGAGCUAAUAAAUGCUGGUGAAGAUGUUUUAGUGUUUUACAAUGAUAAAACAUCCUUCAACCAUUUAGUCGAGAUGAUGAGAUCUGAAAGGCAGAGAAUGGAUGAAGCUGGUCCUCUACAGUACCACAUAAAUCUUGUCAAACUUCUGGCCUGCUGCACUGAAGGGAAAAAUGUGUUCACUGAAAUCAAGUGCCAUUCAUUGCUGUCUUUGGAUGAUAUUGUUCAAGUCGUUACUCAUCCUGAUUGUUUACCUGAGAUUAAAGAAGCAUAUAUCAAUUUCCUUAGUCAUUGCUUUAUUGAUACAGAAGUAGAAAUGAAAGAGAUUUACACAAGUAAUCACAUUUGGACUUUGUUUGAAAAUUUCCUUGUGGAUAUGGCUAUGGUUUGUAAUGCAACACAUGACAGACGUCAUGCAGAUGUACAACUGGAGAAUUACGUUACAAAUUCUGUCAUGAACAUCAUUACAACGUUUUUUAAUUCUCCAUUUUCUGAUCAGAGUACUACUGUCCAGACUCAUCAGCCUGUGUUUGUCCGUCUUCUUCAAGGUGCAUUUAGAUUAUCCAAUUGUGCUUGGUUGAGCAUUCAGCAAAGGAUGAAUGUAGAAAGUUGUAUUAAAACUUUAUCAGAUAUAGGAAAAAAUAGAGGCAUUGCUAUACCAGUUGACCUAGACACUCAAGUAGCUGCUAUGUUUAAUAAAAAUGCAAUGAUUAGUAAGCACACCAGAGCUUGGUUAUCUGCUGCUCGAACUCCCCGAAGAGUACCUUCAUCUGCAAAUGUGUUUAAAAAUGAUCGUAGCAUCAUUGAAGGAUUACAGGACAUUGUGUCUCUGCUUGAGGAUCAAUUGCACCCUUUAGUUCAAUCGGAACUAUCGGUAUUAGUGGACGUUCUUCAUAGACCAGAACUUCUCUUUCCUCCUGGAACUGAAGCUCGAAAGAAAUGUGAGCAUGGUGGAUUCAUAUCAAAGCUCAUAAGUCACACAGAAAGAUUGUUGGAGGAGAAGGAAGAAAAACUGUGUAUUAAAGUGCUGCAAACUUUAAAAGAAAUGAUGUCUCUUGAUCCAGACUAUGGGGAAAAGACUGAUGCCAAAGCUUUAACAAGGAAAGAAAUUGAAGAUCAGGCAAGGGGUGAAGCUUUGCGUCAGACUUUGCUCUUAAGGUACUUUGGAAAAAUUCAAAAUAAGAGAGACAGCAUCGUGAACGGUAAACAACCCUCCAAUCCACCAGGUGCUUCAACGCCCAUAACCCAUGGCCCUGGUGGUGUUAUACUCACCAGGGCAGAAAUGACACUUGCUGAAGUUCAAUGUCAUUUGGAUGAAGAAGGAGCCUCUAAUUUGGUGGUUGAGCUCAUCAUGAAAAACCCAACAUAUGCUAUAUUUCUUGAAAGUGUUGAGUUAGGGAUUGCUUUACUAGAAGGUGGAAAUCCUGUUAUUCAGAAAUCAAUGCUUCUAAAGUUGACAUCUGGAAACUUUUCUGAGAAGUUUUUUAAGGUUUUCUAUGAAAAGAUUAAGUUAGCUCAACAAGAAAUUAAAUCUUCUGUAACAGUGAAUACUGUUGAACUUACAAACAGGAAUGGAGAUGAAAAAGAUAAUAUUGGAAAAGAUGCUGGAAAAGAUGGUCGACGAAUUAAGAAUUUAAAGCAGAAUGGACUUGUUAUGACUGAUGAGUUAAAAGAACAGUUAGAAGAUGCAGCUGCAGCAACAAACAAGGCAUAUGCUCAUGUCCGCACACUCGGAACAAGUGGAGCAGCAUCAGCUGUUGAAUCUGAUCUGUUAAAUCUUGGACAAGGUUCCCAUAGUCAUAUUGCUUUAGAAGAAAUUUUAGCAGAGAAAGCCGAGAAAGCCAAAGAUGCAGAAGAAAAUAAGCUGCCGCAGGAAGUAAUGAUUAUGCAGCCCAUUCUCAGAUUUCUGCAACUUUUAUGUGAGAACCACAAUUACGACUUACAAAAUUUCCUGAGAAAUCAGAAUAAUAAAAACAACUACAAUAUUGUUUCUGAAACCCUUAUGUUUCUUGAUUGUAUUUGUGGCAGUACAACUGGUGGCUUAGGAUUGUUAGGACUUUACAUAAAUGAGCACAACGUAGCGCUAGUCAAUCAAACAUUAGAAACUCUUACAGAAUAUUGCCAAGGUCCUUGUCAUGAAAAUCAGAAUUGCAUUGCUGUCCAUGAGAGUAAUGGUAUUGAUAUAAUUAUUGCUCUCAUUCUGAAUGAUAUUAAUCCUUUAGGGAAGAAAAGGAUGGAUCUUGUACUAGAACUAAAAAACAAUGCAUCCAAAUUGUUAUUGGCUAUUAUGGAAAGUCGUGGUGAUAGUGAAAAUGCAGAAAGAAUUCUUUAUAAUAUGAGCCCUAAGCAAUUGGUAGAAGUUGCUUGUAAUGCAUAUCAUCAGGAAGGUGAGGAUGAAGAUGAUGAAGAUAGUGAAGAAGUUGUUGAAACAGAUGAUGGAGUAUCACCAAAAGAAGUUGGUCAUAACAUAUACAUUUUAUGCCAUCAGCUUGCACAACAUAAUAAAGAGUUAGCAGCAAUGCUUAAGCCUAAUCUUGCUGAUCCAGAAUCUAAAAUGAAUCAGGCAUUGCAGUACUAUGCAAGUCAUACUGCACAAAUUGAGAUAGUCCGCAAUGAUCGUACCAUGGAGCAAAUAGUCUUUCCAGUCCCACAAAUAUGUGAAUUUUUAACAAGAGAAUCAAAAAUGAAAGUUUAUUACAGUGCAGAGAGAGAUGAGCAAGGAAGCAAGGUUUCAGAUUUUUUUGAGAGAACUGAUGAUUUGUUUAAUGAAAUGAAGUGGCAGAAAAAGUUGAGAGGUCAACCUUUAUUGUAUUGGGUCAGCAGACACAUGUCUAUGUGGAGUACCAUUGCAUUCAAUUUAGCAGUUCUAGUCAAUGUCAUCGUUGCUAUCUUCUAUCCGUUUCCUGAUUUUUCAGGAAAAAUAGACUCUCGAAUUUCUGGUUUGAUUUGGACUGUUAUGUUUGCUUCUUUAGCUGCAGUUAUUACUGUUCCAGGAACUACUGUUAUUCGUGCUUAUGUUUUUUCUACAAUUUUGAGAAUGAUAUAUUCUGUUGGCCUCCAGCCAACUCUUUGGAUGUUAGGAACUGUAAACGUUAUAAUAACAGCUGUUCAUCUAGUCAGUAUAAUGGGCAAUCAUGGAACAUUUACAAAAAGUUUUCGUCAAAUACUUAUAGACUUUGAGCUACUAUAUCAUUUUGUGUAUCUAAUAUUUUGUAUUCUGGGUCUAUGCGCACAUCCUUUUUUCUACAGUGUAUUACUUUUAGAUGUUGUUUAUCAAGAAGAAACUUUGAAAAAUGUAAUAAAAUCUGUCACUAGAAAUGGACGGUCUAUCAUUUUAACUGCAGUUUUAGCUCUCAUAUUAGUUUAUCUUUUUUCAAUCAUUGGUUAUUUGUUCUUCCGUGAUGAUUUCCUGAUGGAAGUUAAUGCCCGAACAGAAAAUGAUUUGCCUGGUGCUAUCGGUGUUGACGAGACUUCCCGAGGUGCAUCUACUCAUCCUUUCCAAGUGCCAAUCCCUCAAGAGGGUUCUUCCAAGAAUGAUAACUGCCCCAUGAGGACGGAAAACAUUUACAAGCCCAUUCUCCCAGAAAAUAUUACUAGUAGUGAGAAUGGAACAGUAUCUGUUGAUGUAAAAUCGCCAUUCGAGGAUGAUGAUGGUGAUGAUACAACAACCGAAAGAGCUUGCGAUUCUUUACUCAUGUGUAUAGUCACUACUUUAAAUCAAGGUCUUAGAAAUGGAGGUGGUAUCGGAGAUGUUCUUAGAGCUCCUAGCUCACAGGAACCUCUGUUUGUGGCCAGGGUAAUAUAUGAUCUGCUGUUCUUUUUUGUUGUCAUUAUUAUUGUUCUGAAUUUAAUCUUUGGUGUUAUCAUUGAUACAUUUGCUGAUCUGAGAAGCGAGAAGCAACAAAAGGAGGAAAUAUUGAAAAAUACAUGUUUCAUUUGUGGUCUAAACAGAGCUUCAUUUGACAACAAAACUGUGUCUUUCGAAGAGCACAUACGCUGUGAACAUAACAUGUGGCACUAUCUAUAUUUUAUAGUUUUAGUAAGAGUGAAGGAUCCAACAGAAUUUACUGGUCCUGAGAGUUAUGUUGCUUCUAUGAUAAAGGACCGAAAUCUGGAUUGGUUCCCAAGAAUGCGUGCCAUGUCUCUUGCUGCUGAUGAAGCAGAAGGGGAGCAGAAUGAAAUGCGAACAUUGCAACUUCAAUUAGAAAAUACACAGAAAUUAGUUUCCACUUUAUCUCAUCAAUUAUCUGAAUUACGAGAUCAGAUGACAGAGCAGCGAAAACAGAAGCACAGGCUGGGCUUACUUGCCACUCCUCCUGUGGCUGGACCCUAUCAUCAGACUUCCACUACAAGUUCUGUCAAUGCGUAGUGACUACAUGCUCAACUUUGUGACGUCUAAAAUUGUAUGAAUGAGACACAUGGUCUAGUUUUCAUCUUGAAGAUGCAUCUGUAGACACGAAGCUUUCUAGUAUGGGAAUAAAUUUUACGCUUUUAUAAAACAAGAUUCUAAAUAGAAAACUUUUUAUGCUAUCAUAGUGAACAUUUCUGGCAACAGUAAAGUGAACUACAAUGUCUGCAGGCAGACUAUGCUGCUAUGAAAUAUGUCAUUGACUUUCAUAAUAUGUUCUUCAGCUUUCGAUCUUUUCCUUUUUAUAAAUAUACACUCUAUGAAAGUUGUCAUUUUUGAUGAAUUUCCUUUUUGUACAAAAUGUCUGUUGCUAGUCAAAUUGUUUUAGUGUAUAAAUUUUUUUUUAUUAUGCGUGAAUGUUUUCGUCCUGUUAGCCAAAUUAUUGGAAGUUGUUUUUAGAGCUGUUCAAUAAGCCAUCAAUUUUUAUCGUAAAAGUGCAGUUGAGCUUAAUUAAUACACUGCUUUUUGAUGGGAAAUGCUUCUAAAAGGACAAUUAAACUGAAUGUUUCAUCUAAAGGUUACAGAGGAUAAAUAUUUUUGUAAAAACUUGAAAUGGAAACCAUAGAAUGCUGUAAAAUUCUUCAAAAAAGAAAAACAAAGAAAACAUGGUUUGAAAGUUUUAGUUAUAUUACUAUACUAAUAGAUAACAAAGUUAAGGAUGAAAUCUUUAAUUAAGUUUCUCAGUUAAAGACUUGUGUAAGCUCUUUUUUUUCCUUUGCAUAUGUUGUCAUUAUGUCGUUUAGCUGCAUUUUCUUUUGGUUUUUAAAUUGGAAUAUUCUGCCAUGUGUAGGUAAAUGGCAGUAUCUACAGGAAUGAGUUUUCGAUACUUGUCGAAUUGUGUCGGUUUCAACAUUAACCAAGGGAAAUCUUGGAAUUAGAUGUUUCUUUUGUGCCUUUUUUUAGGGGAAUUUUUACUCAAUUUUAAUAUUUACAUGUUACUUUUUUCUGAUAAAUUAUAGCAGUUUUACAGUGAGUGUGUGUAUAAUAGUCGAUAUAUACAUCGACUGAUUUUAUGUCAGAACGUCAUUCCAGUACUGCUUUUCAGGAUAAAAAAUUACCCUUUCACAUAAAAUUAGUCAUGUCUCAGUAUUCAGUUAUUUCUUAUUGUUGGUCCAGUUCUGAAAAACUUACAAAGUUACCCCCGGCGUAUAUAUAUAUAAAGAAAUUUUAAGCUUAUCACAAAAGAAUGGCAAAUUAUAACGUGUAUUAACCAAGUUCAACUGCUGCUAUAUGUGUCUUAAAUCAAACUGCUUAAAAUCUUUUCUUCUGUUUUAGUUUGUACAAAUUAUCUCAUGUUAUCAAUUUUAUUUAAUGUUUUAAAUACUGCCUUUUUAUUUGUAGUUGAUCUUUAUGUUUCAAAGAGUUUAUUGGAUGUUUUAAAUGUGAUGCCAUGUGUACAGAAUGUUUGUAAGAUAAUUAUACAAAAUGUUUAUUAUAGUU